Messenger RNA from Capsella rubella, 1050 nucleotides. Its product is annotated as UMP-CMP kinase 3. Gene Ontology annotation, molecular function: UMP kinase activity; ATP binding. The record is from RefSeq and is a predicted model, not a curated record. Gene Ontology annotation, biological process: UDP biosynthetic process; 'de novo' pyrimidine nucleobase biosynthetic process; CDP biosynthetic process. The transcript has 9 exons. NCBI's taxonomy places the organism in Eukaryota, Viridiplantae, Streptophyta, Magnoliopsida, Brassicales, Brassicaceae. The coding region runs from base 122 to 739 and encodes 205 amino acids. Gene Ontology annotation, cellular component: cytoplasm; nucleus.
GUGCAUAUUUAUAUAUCUCUCUUCCUCCUCCUUUCUCCUUCCUCACUUUUUCUCAGCGUCUCACCAAUUUCUCCGUGUUUCCUUUCUCUUCAGGUAAUAUUUUAACGAAUUGCUUUGUAUCAUGGGAUCCAUUGUUGAUGCUGCUAAUGGAACCGCAAGUGGGAAGAAACCCACUGUUAUUUUUGUCCUCGGUGGUCCUGGAAGUGGAAAAGGUACCCAGUGUGCCUAUAUUGUUGAACAUUUUGGUUACACACAUCUGAGUGCUGGAGAUCUUCUUAGGGCUGAGAUUAAAUCAGGUUCUGAGAAUGGAACUAUGAUCCAGAAUAUGAUUAAAGAAGGGAAGAUUGUACCUUCUGAAGUUACAAUCAAGCUUCUACAGAAAGCAAUUCAGGAAAACGGGAAUGAUAAAUUCCUCAUUGAUGGUUUCCCUCGCAAUGAGGAAAACCGUGCAGCAUUUGAGAAAGUUACUGAGAUUGAACCAAAGUUUGUCUUGUUCUUCGAUUGUCCUGAGGAAGAGAUGGAGAAGCGCCUGUUGGGCCGCAACCAGGGGAGAGAGGAUGACAAUAUUGACACUAUAAGGAAGCGCUUUAAGGUGUUUCUCGAAUCUAGCUUACCAGUGAUUAAGUACUACGAAGCUAAGGGGAAAGUUAGGAAGAUUAAUGCCGCAAAGCCCAUUGAAGCUGUAUUUGAGGAGGUGAAGACAAUUUUUUCUCCUGAAGCUGAGAAGGUCGAAGCCUAGGCAGCAGCAGCGUCGUAAACAGAAUACCGAAAACUCGAUAAAUUGAUCAGGAAGCUGAGCUUUGCAUCUUUCAUUACCAAGGAAGUCUCUGCUUAGCCGUAUUAUUUUUUUCCUUAUUAUUAACCAUAUGAUUUACUGUUAUUAUUAUUAUUACUAUACACCUUUUACCUAUUAUAUAAUUUUUGUUUUUGUUUCAAAAUUUUUGUAUUUGAUGUGGAUUUUUGUUGUUCAAUCCGCGAUUGGCAUAUUGUAAUUUCAUACAAUUAAAUUCAUGCGAUUUUAUAAUAAAUACUAGAUAAAUAAUGAACUAA